This is a messenger RNA of Pezoporus flaviventris, 3093 nucleotides long. RefSeq names its product GC-rich sequence DNA-binding factor 2 (gene GCFC2). Gene Ontology annotation, cellular component: nucleus. The coding region runs from base 16 to 2592 and encodes 858 amino acids. The record is from RefSeq and is a predicted model, not a curated record. Gene Ontology annotation, molecular function: DNA binding. Gene Ontology annotation, biological process: mRNA splicing, via spliceosome. NCBI's taxonomy places the organism in Eukaryota, Metazoa, Chordata, Aves, Psittaciformes, Psittacidae. The transcript has 18 exons.
UGUUCGGCGGCCGCGAUGUUCCGGCGUCCCCCGCGUAACUUUCGUGGCCGGCGGCGUGCAGCGUCCAGCAGCAGUGAGGAGGAGCCCGAGCCCGUCGUCGCCCCGUCACCAGCCCCCGGCCCCAGCUCCUGUUCCGAGCCAGAAGCGGAGCCUGAGAAGGGUGAGGGAGGCCCUGGCAGCGCCGCCGCGUCCCCGGAGGGGGCCAGGGCGCACGCGGAGGAGGGGCCGUUACCCGGAGAGGGGCCGCCGCCCCCAGAAGAGCCUGUGGGCAGCCCCAGGGGCCGUGAGGAGAGCGGAAAGGCAGCAGCUGCUCGCGGGCCGCGCAUCGCCGGAAGCGGGCCCGCGCGGGGGGGAAAAGUGCUGCUGAGUUUCGGUAGUGAGGAGGAGCCAGAAGGUGAAGAAUGCUUUAAAAUUAAAAAGCCGUCCUUCAAUGAAGUAACCUUUAGAGUUCGAAAGGAAAGCCUGCUGCCUGCCCAGACAGAAACUGGAGAAAGCAAAAAAAUCUGUACAUUGGAGCCUAGAACUGGCAGCAUCAAAGGCCCUUAUGAAGAAAGGGAGGUGGAGGAGGAUGAAAGUCAUUCUGCACUAAGUGAGGACUGCAACAGCUCAGACUCUGAAAAUGAGUCCAGCUCUCCACAGAGUUGGAAGGAUCGAUCACCAGGUCACAUCCUCAGUGCAGAUUGUAUAGAGGCUGCUCGGAGGAAACGUCAGAUAGCUAGGAUACAGGAUGAUUAUCUUCCCCUGGAUGUUUCCAACAGUCACGAGGUCUCUCGGAGGAGAAAAGGCUAUGGUUUAGAGAGUGAAGAUGAGUCUGAUACAGAGAAUCUUGAUUUUGUUCCUAAAAUGAAAACUCUUAGGCAGAGGAUGACAGAACACACAGUGUCUGAGGGUGAUGAAUCAAGUGAAGAUGAAGCACAAAUUAAGUGGGAAGUUCAGCAAAUAAAGAAAGCCAUUAAACUCUCUCAGGAAACUUAUGAUGAUACUUCCCUGUAUGAAUCACAAUCAGCUAAAGCAAAAUUUGAUCCCUCUGUUUCUCUGCCGCCUGUGAACUUGGAAAUUGUGAAGAAGCGACUGACUGAAAGGAUAACUUCACUACAGAAUGUGCACCGUGCCCACCAGAGGGAGUAUGAGAAAUACAAGGAGGACAUUGAGAGUUCCAAGGUGACUGUCCAGGUGCUAGAGAAGUCUUCAGAUGCAGCUCUGAAUUACAAAUUCUACAGGUCCAUGAAAACAUAUGUGGAAAACUUGAUAAAUUGUUUGAAUGAAAAGCUGAAAUCCAUUAAUGAGCUAGAAUUGGCUGUACAUGUACUUCUUCAGCAACAAGCCAUGAGAGUAUUGAAACGAAGGCAAGAUGAACUGAAAGAUGAAUCUGCUUAUAUUCAGCAUCUGACAAGUGGGAAUGACAAACCUGGUAAUGAUGGAUUAAAAGGUCAUAAGAAGACACAGGUUCUGGAAAUGUGUGAGCGUCGAAGGACUUGCAGACGGCAAGCAAGAGAGUGUUCAGGAGAAGCUGAUCAUCAUGAAGGCAUGUCAAGUGACGAUGAGCUGACUCCAGCAGAGAUUAAUGAGUUCCAGAAGAGCAAAGAUAACGUUUUAGAGGAUAGUAGGAAGGUCUUUGAAGAUGUACAUGCAGAUUUUUGUGACAUCAGAAAAAUCCUGUUGAAAUUCCAGGAAUGGAAAGAGAAGCUUCCUGACUCUUACUGUGAUGCUUACAUCAGUUUCUGCCUGCCUAAGCUAUUAAAUCCAUUGAUCAGAGUUCAGUUAAUGAAUUGGAAUCCUCUAGAGCAGAAUUUUACAGAGUUGGAAGAGAUGCCCUGGUUCAAAGCUAUAGAAGAAUUCAGCAAUGCCAAAGCCGUAUCAGAAUCAACAAGGGAUGAUGAUCCUGAUCAAGAAGUUUUGCCUAGGGUGAUUGAAAAAACUAUUCUUCCAAAAAUUGCAGCAUUUGUGGAGAGUGUGUGGGAUCCUUUAUCUACUUCACAGACAAAGAAUCUUGUACAGCUUUGCAACAACAUCUUUGUAAAACAAGUCCUGUCAAAAAAUAAGCGCAAUCAAACAAAAGAGGAUUUGAUGAAUGUGGUUAUCCUAAGAAUGAAGAAAUCUGUAGAGGAAGAUGUCUUUAUUCCUCUGUAUCCUAAAAGCACUAUGGAAGACAAGUCAUCACCACAUUCUAAGUUUCAAGACAGGCAGUUUUGGUCAGCUGCUAAGCUGCUCUCCAAUAUUCUUCUUUGGGAUGGACUUGUACAGGAAGAUACCGUACGUGAUUUGGGACUGAGCAAGUUGCUGAAUCGUUACCUUCUUCUGAACCUCUUAAACACACCACCAGGGCCUGAUAAUAUAGUAAAGUGUCAUAAGGUGGUUGCGUGUCUCCCAGAAAGGUGGUUCCAAGAUCUUGAAAGUGGGUCAACCAUCCCUGAAUUACAGAACUUCUGCCAAUACUUGCUCCAGUGUGCCCGUACGCUGCACAAGAAUAACCACAGUGAUGAAACAAAAGAAGUCCUUCUCUUGCUGAUGAAAGUCAAAGCUCUGGGUGUUGUUGAAGGCUUCAUUGAAGAGUAUAAACUUGAACACCUUAAGUCGAUGAUUGGGAAAUAGAAGAUUUUCAAGGUCCAAUACUGCAGCAAGCCCGCUAGUUACACUAAACCAGCUCUGAUAUGAAAUCUAAUUAGUGAAUCCUGCCUACUCAAAUAUGCAGUAGUAAUCACUGUCUUACUGUUAAAUACUUGAGGUCUCUUUUCCAAGUGUCUUCUACUGCCAUCUACUCCUAGGUUAAAGGAGUCCUUUUACAAGUUACAGUUGUCAAAGUAAAGUGAUGAUUUGGGCAUUCUAAGAUGUAUGACAAUGUUUUAUUACUUUAUCCUUUUUGGAAGGAUUCCUGGAAAGAGAGAAAGUGCCUGUACAAUUUGUCACUGCUCACCAGCAGACAACUUCACAAGCUAUUUUCAGUAUUAAUGACUAAAUACCACUCUGACUUGGCAUCAUUGAGCUCUUCUAACCUGUGGUCCAUAGUGAUUUUGGGUAAUGUCCAGCCAUCCCUGGUGAAAUAGAAUUUGUCAUGGUGCGGGGGUUUUGACCAUAACACAGACACAAGGGAAA